AUGGGCAGGUCAGCUGAGAAGGGAGAGGGGGUACCUCAAGUCAAGAGUGAUGGCAAAGCCUGGAAUCCCAGCACUCCAGGACCCGAGGCAGUAGAUUUACUGCUCCGCAGCUCCCGGGGCCCCGCCGGGCUUCCGCCUGACCUGCUGCGCGGGGACAGCUUCGUGGGCGGCCGCUGGCUGCCCGCCACCAGCACCUUCCCGGUGCGCGACCCCGCCAGUGGCGCGGUGCUGGGCUCGGUGGCCGACUGCGGGGUGCCCGAGGCCCGCGCCGCCGUGCGCGCCGCCCACCAGGCCUUCUGCACCUGGAGGGGCGUCUCGGUAAAGGAGAGGAGUUCACUGCUUCGGAAAUGGUACGACUUAAUGAUUCAAAAUAAGGAUGAUCUUGCCAAGAUCAUCACAGCCGAGAGUGGAAAGCCACUAAAAGAGGCCCAGGGAGAAAUUAUCUAUUCGGCCCUUUUUCUAGAAUGGUUCUCAGAGGAAGCCCGCCGUAUUUACGGAGACAUCAUCUAUACCUCUGCCAAGGAGAAGCGGGGCCUGGUCCUCAAGCAGCCCGUAGGUGUGGCUGCAGUCAUCACACCGUGGAAUUUUCCCAGUGCCAUGAUCACCCGGAAGGUGGGGGCCGCGCUGGCAGCCGGCUGCACAGUGGUGGUGAAACCCGCCGAAGACACACCCUACUCGGCGCUGGCCCUGGCCCAGCUUGCAAACCAGGCAGGAAUCCCCUCAGGUGUCUACAAUGUCAUUCCUUGCUCUAGAUCCAAGGCCAAGGAUGUGGGCGAGGCCCUGUGCACAGAUCCACUAGUUUCCAAGAUUUCCUUCACAGGCUCCACAGCAACAGGAAAGAUCCUGCUGCACCACGCAGCGAACUCUGUGAAGCGCGUCUCCAUGGAGCUGGGCGGCCUCGCUCCGUUCAUUGUCUUUGACAGCGCCAACGUGGACCAGGCUGUUGCAGGGGCGAUGGCAUCUAAAUUCAGGAACACCGGACAGACGUGCGUUUGCUCAAAUAGAUUCCUGGUGCAGCAGAGCGUCCACGACACCUUUGUGAAGAAAUUUGCUGAAGCAAUGCGCGAGAGCCUGCGUGUAGGUAACGGAUUCGAGGAGGGGACAACUCAAGGCCCGUUAAUUAACGAGAAAGCAGUAGAGAAGGUGGAGAAACACGUCAGUGAUGCGGUUGCCAAAGGAGCCACAGUUGUGACAGGUGGAAAGCGACAUGAACGUGGAGGGAAUUUCUUUGAGCCCACCCUGCUCAGCAACGUCACCACGGACAUGCUCUGCACCACUGAGGAGACCUUUGGGCCUCUAGUGCCAGUUGUCAAGUUCGAUACCGAGGAGGAGGCCAUAGCCAUCGCGAACGCAGCUGAUGUGGGGUUAGCAGGUUACUUUUACUCUCAGGACCCAGCCCAGAUCUGGAGAGUGGCAGAGCAGCUGGAGGUGGGCAUGGUUGGUGUGAACGAAGGACUCAUCUCGUCGGUGGAGUGUCCUUUUGGUGGGGUGAAGCAGUCUGGCCUUGGGCGAGAGGGGUCCAAGUACGGCAUUGAUGAAUAUCUAGAGAUCAAGUAUGUGUGCUACGGAGGUUUGUAGGGGUCUUUAGCUCUUCAAAAGAACAAAAAAGGAACUACCUAGGUACAUAGGGACAUGCCACCCAUUUUUUUAACUAGUGGUUUCUCAGAAUUAUGAAUUUUAAAAACUCAUCCAUCCCUGAUCAUCUCAGAUGUAAAUCCUAACCCUUACCUAACUAGGGACCAGUAGAUGCCACAUGCGCGUGGCUGUGGACCCAGGAGGGCCAGCACUGGGCCCACUGCCUCAAGACAAGGUGGUUUCAGGGACAUGCUCUCUGGCCCUUUGCAAAACGCGGUCACUGCAUGGGCAGUGGCUCUCCACCCCAUGUGACUGCCCAACCUGGCUCAGAAUGCUGGGAUGAUAAACCGGUGGGCUCAAGGGAGGUGCACAGCCCCUGCCUGACCAGGUGUGCCAGCCUAGUGAAGGAGAAACAGGCCGUGUGUUCAGAGGGGUCGUGGCAAAGACUUCAGUUUUCUAAAAGCCUUCCAAAUAGCACAGAGUCGCCUGUACUGUAUGGAGUGAGGGAAUGUUUCUCUUCAUUUCUGGGCUGUCUUUGGAAUUGCUGGGUUUGUUUUGGUUUGGUUUGAGACAGGGGCUUUCUAAGCAGCGCAGGAUGACUUCCAACUCAGUUUUCCUCCCUGGCUCCCAAGUGCUGGGUUUACAGGCAUGCACUACCACACCUGAUGAAAUUACAGUCUUUGUUGCCCUAAACCGACUGUGUGAGCUUCCUAAAGGAAAUGAACCCAAACUGGCAGCAAGUCAGCAGAGGCCGUUUGUCACAGCAACAAGAGUGACUUUCUUUCCAGUCCUGGGUGCUGAGUCCACAGCCCUGUGCAUAUAACUUGUUAUAUGCACUGAAUUGUAUUCUCUUUAGUUUUUGAGACAGGGUCUUGCUAAGUUACAGAGGCUGGCCUUAAACUUUGAAUUCUUCUGCCUCAGCCUCCUACGUAGCUGGGAUGAUGGGGCUGCACUGCCAGUCUGGGCCAGUGGCGGGUGUGGGCUCUUGUAGCGGCCUCCUGUGCUGAGCAGCUCUGCUACCUCAGGUGUGCUGUCCAGAACCUCCUGUCCCACGAAGAGAUUCCAGUUUGGCUUAAUGAGGCUGUCGUGAGCCCCAGAGAAGGGAAGAUAAUUCCUAAAAUGAUGGAAAUGCAGUUUAAGUACAGGAGCCAUUUUUAAGAAGUACCACCCUGAAUUGGUUGUGUUUUUUUUUUUUUUUUUUUUUUUUUUUUUU
Nannospalax galili (Upper Galilee mountains blind mole rat) is the source of this 2788-nucleotide messenger RNA. It is a transcript of the gene Aldh5a1, whose product is annotated as aldehyde dehydrogenase 5 family member A1. Gene Ontology annotation, molecular function: succinate-semialdehyde dehydrogenase (NAD+) activity. The coding region runs from base 1 to 1578 and encodes 525 amino acids. The record is from RefSeq and is a predicted model, not a curated record. Gene Ontology annotation, biological process: GABA catabolic process. NCBI's taxonomy places the organism in Eukaryota, Metazoa, Chordata, Mammalia, Rodentia, Spalacidae. The transcript has 11 exons.